GGGCCUCGCAGUCUCCGCGGAUGCUGUUCUAGCGCAGGGAGUCGCCAUUUUGCUGCUAGAGACGCCAUCGGGAGACCCAGCGCGUUCUUCCUUCGACAGCCUAGGCUGUGGCGGGGCCGGGGCUGGGGUCUGGGCCAGGAGGACUUUUGUUGUCAGAAAAUAAAGGAGGUUGUCCAUUAUUGACUUUAAGCAGCAAACAGUAAAACGCUGAGCUCUUCAGCUCCACCUUUCUUGCUCAGAAUUGGAAAAUCUAGAAGGUUUUGAUGUUUUGUGUGGCGCCACCUGAACUGGACACCAAGAUGAACAUAACUAAAGGAGGUCUGGUGUUGUUUUCAGCAAAUUCCAAUUCAUCAUGUAUGGAACUUUCAAAGAAAAUUGCUGAGCGGCUGGGGGUAGAGAUGGGUAAAGUGCAGGUUUACCAGGAACCCAACCGAGAAACAAGAGUACAGAUUCAAGAGUCUGUAAGGGGAAAAGAUGUUUUCAUUAUCCAGACCGUCUCAAAGGAUGUGAACACCACCAUCAUGGAGCUCCUGAUUAUGGUAUAUGCAUGCAAGACCUCCUGUGCCAAGAGCAUCAUUGGCGUGAUCCCCUACUUUCCUUACAGCAAACAGUGCAAGAUGAGAAAAAGAGGUUCCAUUGUCUCUAAAUUGCUGGCCUCCAUGAUGUGCAAAGCUGGUCUAACUCAUCUCAUUACUAUGGAUUUACACCAGAAGGAAAUCCAGGGAUUCUUCAAUAUUCCUGUUGACAAUUUAAGAGCAUCACCCUUUCUCUUACAGUACAUUCAAGAAGAGAUCCCAGAUUACAGGAAUGCAGUCAUCGUGGCCAAGUCUCCAGCUUCAGCCAAGAGGGCACAGUCUUUUGCAGAGCGCCUUCGCCUAGGGAUUGCAGUGAUUCAUGGUGAAGCGCAGGAUGCCGAGUCAGACUUGGUGGAUGGACGGCACUCCCCACCUAUGGUCAGGAGUGUGGCUGCCAUCCACCCCAGCCUGGAGAUCCCCAUGUUGAUUCCUAAAGAAAAACCCCCUAUUACUGUUGUUGGUGAUGUUGGAGGAAGAAUAGCCAUCAUCGUGGAUGACAUCAUCGAUGACGUCGAUACCUUUCUUGCUGCAGCAGAGACCCUGAAGGAAAGAGGUGCAUAUAAGAUUUUUGUGAUGGCGACGCAUGGCCUGUUAUCAUCUGAUGCCCCCCGGCUGAUUGAAGAGUCUGCCAUUGAUGAGGUGGUAGUUACCAAUACAAUCCCACAUGAAAUCCAGAAGCUUCAGUGCCCCAAGAUCAAAACAGUGGAUAUCAGCAUGAUCUUGUCCGAAGCCAUCCGGCGCAUUCACAAUGGGGAGUCCAUGUCCUACCUUUUCAGAAACAUCGGCUUAGAUGACUAAACACCUUUUCACUCUUAAAACUCAAGUGGGCCAAACUGGAAGUCUGGGCAUGAAAACUUCGAGGUCAUGCCGAGCUGUGCACAUGACAGGAGCUGAGUUUUUGUUCCUCCCUCCUACUCCCUACGCCUUCUCUUGCUGAUUCCUAUGAAGAUAAACCAACUUUUUAUGUCAGUUUGGGUAUGUAUUAGCUUGGGGGCAAUUUUUAUAAAAGACUGUUCUCAAAAUAAGUUAAAACUUGGUUGUUUUUAGUGUAACUAGUUUAAAAAUAACACUUGGAAUAAGUUUUUUAAAGCCCACAAAUAGCUUUUCCCAAAGUUGCUUGAGCCAGGUGUUCAAAAAAGGUAAUGAAAUAAAAUUAUCUACUAUCCAGUAUCUGCAUUCCAAAAGCCAAAAAGAUUAUACUGUUGAUUUCAAUAAAUGAUGUUUUUAGAAGUGCUUUUAUAGACAAGCAUAUGGAAUAUGUGUGAUAUUUAUUUUCUGCAACAAAAGAAGGAAUAAAAAUUGUGUUUGUUUUUUAA
This is a messenger RNA of Octodon degus (degu), 1891 nucleotides long. It is a transcript of the gene Prpsap2, whose product is annotated as phosphoribosyl pyrophosphate synthetase associated protein 2. The record is from RefSeq and is a predicted model, not a curated record. Gene Ontology annotation, molecular function: magnesium ion binding; ribose phosphate diphosphokinase activity. Gene Ontology annotation, biological process: 5-phosphoribose 1-diphosphate biosynthetic process; purine nucleotide biosynthetic process. Gene Ontology annotation, cellular component: ribose phosphate diphosphokinase complex; cytoplasm. The coding region runs from base 264 to 1373 and encodes 369 amino acids. Lineage: Eukaryota; Metazoa; Chordata; Mammalia; Rodentia; Octodontidae. The transcript is spliced from 12 exons.